AUGGCAAUUAACUGUGCCACAGUCGUUAUCAGUGUUGCAUAUCGGCUCGCUCCUGAAAAUUCAUAUCCGAUACCGAUUAAUGAUGCAUGGGACAGCUUCUUGAACAUCGCGAACAACAAUCCCACGACUCUCUUACCAAAGAACACCGGAUCCACCAAUUUUUAUUAUUGCGGGCACUCCAUCUGGCAGACAUCUAGCUGCCAUAGUGUCUCAGUUGGCAACAGCGCAUCUCUAAAGACAUUGGAUAUCCCAACUUUGGCAGUAUGCGGUGUCGUUCUCCGGAAUCCGGCCACCGUUUACGGUGCAGAGAAACAGUACAUACCGCCUCGGUUUAGGGAUAUCCAUCAAUCGUGGGUGCUAGAAUUGGAUCACCCGCGUCUCUUCAGAGAGGAGAUGAAGAAAGUCCACGUGGAUCCUCUUGCCCAUCCACUAUGGCGUGACCUGACCAGUCUACCGCAAACCUUUAUUCAGAUUUGCGGGAUCGAUAUAUUCAGAGAUGAUGUAGUUUGCUAUGCCGCUGGUUUGGAUGAUGCGGGAGUUGACGUUCAAUCGAAGAUGUACGAAGAUCUCCCGCAUUUGUUUUGGCUGCAGGCGCCGCAGUUGGAGAUAUCGCGGAAGGUAGAACAGGACUGUGUUGAUGGGAUCAACUGGAUAAUCAGCAAAAGGCAGACGAAAACUCCAAACUAA
This is a messenger RNA of Paracoccidioides lutzii Pb01, 687 nucleotides long. RefSeq lists its product as hypothetical. Gene Ontology annotation, molecular function: triacylglycerol lipase activity; sterol ester esterase activity. Gene Ontology annotation, biological process: triglyceride catabolic process. The transcript is spliced from 3 exons. The coding region runs from base 1 to 687 and encodes 228 amino acids. The record is from RefSeq and is a predicted model, not a curated record. Gene Ontology annotation, cellular component: cytosol.